AUGUUCAUCGUGGCACCGGGUCCACUUAGUCUUGCGAGAGCGGAGACGUGUAAACCGUCAGUGUUUCGCCCCCCCGCACGCUUCGCGAAGGCUGCGCCACCGUCCAACGGGUGUGUGGCGCUGUUGCCACGGCCAUUGUACUCGGCAGGCAGUACAACCUCAGAAAAGGCACCAAAGGAGGCCCGUUUGGUACCACCGCAGGCGCUAGGGCAGUCACAGUGUUUAGAACCCGAUGUUGACUGUGCCACUUUGCCUCCUAUGAGUAGCAGCAGCGGUUUCCCUUUGCUAAGCGCGGAAGUCAACGUAUUUUCUCACAAGUUUACAGAGGAAGCAACCAAUAGGAGGGUUUACCCUACGGAGAUGUUCCUUUCCGCUCGAAGAGAUGCGGCCCACACACCGUACGGCGUGCUUCGCUGGGUGGUGCGGCAGUACUUGCGGAUUCCAUCUCUAAAAGUUCCUCCCCACCUUCAACUUUCUCUACAUGGGACGACGGAACAGGACGAUGGCCUCACACGUGGGACGCUAGGAUGCAGUCUGAAGGGCAGCACGAAAUGCAGGAAGCCUGUUCGACUCACUCAUCACAAGGUGAUGUCGAUUCUUAGUCGCAUUACACCAGCCAAAUACAAUGUCCUUUUGGAGGAACUGUUGCUGCUCCCGCUGCGACAGGUGGAUGACGCGGAGUUGAUGGAAAUUUGCAAGGUUAUCUUUGAAAAGGCUGUACAGGAGCCUGCGUACUGUGGCGUCUACGCACAACUUGCGCAGGAUAUAUGCUCUAUGAAGAAUGGGGAACACGAUCUCGGGUCGCGCGAUCAAUGUUUUUUACGACGAUUUCGUCGCAUGCUAAUUGCGUUGUGCGAGGCGCAGUUUCAGCGUCCUUUGCAACUCUCCGCGGAUGAAUUGGUUGACUGCACAACAGGGGCGCCGUUGAGCGAGGAGGAGGUGGAGGGAAAGCGCAGUCGAUUGAAGCGUCGCCUUGUUGGCAACAUUCGGUUUGUUGCGGAACUUUUCAAAAUGGGGUUUCUUACAGCUCGAGUCAUUGACGACAUUAUUCGCAUCCUUGUGAAGGACUAUAACCUCGAUGAUCCCACCGCGAAGGAGGAGGCGGUGUUUGAGGUCUUUCAGACAUUGCUGCGCCACACUGGGGUGGUACUUAAGGAGCAGAUGCCGAAUCUUCUUGCACAGGCACUGGGCAUUGCGAAGACCAUUGAGCUGUCACACCCCAAACUGCGUGUGGUGUUCUUGAUGAUGGAUCUGAGUGAUUUAAAUCGAGUGAACGGGUGGGUGGCGUCGGAGUUGGUUCAGCAGCACGUGCAGGAGCCAAAGGCGGGCAAAACCACGAGCGCCGCCGCUACACUCGGAGAGAAAGGUUCCGGCGUAGUCUCGCCAAUGUCUCCAGUUUCUAUUGCGUUACCACAAGAGCUAAAUGCGACGAAGAAGCCACCUGAUGACAGCGUGAGGGCCACGUCGCCACAUCAUCUCAUUGGGGAUGAUCAGACAAGUGGGGGUUAUAACGAAUUAAAUAUGAACACGCUCAACGCUUACAGCAAGGACGUUAGCAAGGAGAAUGGAGAUGACAACGGCUCCAAUAGUAUUAGCAGUAAUGGCAAUACCAGCAAUAAUAAGAACACUGGUGAUAUGCUUCGACCCCAGUCUCUAGCGAAGGAGCGGGUCUCUCGUGCACAACAUCAACCCUACGGCCAGCUUGUUCUUACUAAUAUUGUCAAUGACAAUAAUGAGAAUCGUUUCAAUAGCAGUAUGGAUUCCCUACAGCUCAGCAGUCCCUUAACUCCUGUUUAUUUUGUCCCGGACGGUGUGGCUCAAUUUCAGAUGGAUAUGCGACCACACCACAUUAGCAUGAGUCUUGCACACACCACAAGUGAUUGGGCAGGAUCUCCAUGUGGAAGCUUCAGCAACACAACGCUUACUGAUACGACGGUAAAUAUCAAGGAAGUCACGGAGCAGUUGAUGGGCCUUUUUCGUAACGGUGAGGAGGCAACAGCCGUGUCCAUGUUGCGGGGCAUGGAUCUAAAAAACGUGGUGGUAUGCCUUACCUGGUGGUUGCGUCUUGCAGCUACCAGAACGUCUUUGUUUGAGGACCGCAAAAGAGUGGCAUCUCUUCUUUCCUCCUUGUUGAGUAAUUGCGGCGGUGUAUAUGAUGCGAAGACCAUAUUUUCAACUAUCUUGGAGUGGAUCCGUUUUGAUGUGGAAAAGGGUGAAUACGACAAUUGUCCACGCAUGUUUGAAAACAUGGCUCAAAUGAUUCUUUACUGCCACCUUCCCUGCAAUGAUGCAUUGCCGCACGUGGAUAAGGUGCGUAACAUGAUGCAGUGCGGCCUCUUUAACGUGUUCUUGCGGGAGCUCACAAUCAGUGAAGGGACAGAUCAAAUGGUGACCGUGGUCAAGAGCUGUUAUCCUGUCAGCUUGCAGAUAUUGAACAAUCUGCAUGAUCCUAAUGAUGAGCGGCAGAUUUUGCGUAUUGCGGCCCAAAAUCGCUUUAGACUGCUUCCAUACUUGUUGAGCGUGAGCUCUGGAACGAGCAAUGUCAUGCCUGGGACACCGUCUAUGCGGCCUCGGGGGUCCUCGUCGCCGUCGUCCUCGCUACGGAGCAGCCCACUCGGGGAAUCCUUUUCAAGCACCGGGCACUACGAUCCACUGGUGCAGUGUUUGGUGUUUGCGCGUGUAUCAGAUGACCCUGAGUUUGUGCUGUUUCGCAAGAUCCGUGACGCGGCGGCGGAGGGUGGUGGUUUCUCCCCAACUAAGUCACCGCGGUGGCGUGAUGAGGCCGUCCAAUUGGCAUUGACUCCUCUGGGAAACAACUCCACAGUGUGCGAGUUGAUUGCGGUGAUGCGGGUGGUGGGCGCUGUGCUUGCGUGCUCCUGCGUCUCUGGGAACAACGAUCGCAUAUUGGCCUCAAGCGCCGAUGUGGAUUACGUCGUGGACGAGAUACUUAGCAAGCGACCCGGUAUUCUCUACCAGGGGGCCGUGACAGUCGAGCUUAUUAUGCACCAUACCCAGGCACUCAACGACACGGUGGGAACAUCCAAGGUGGACACCAUGCGGCUUCGCUCACUCAAGCGCAUGUUUGAGAACUGGUGCGCACACGACAUCAUACGUCGCGCCGCCGUGCUUGAGCUACUGGACGCCCUUGAAUGUGCGGGCGAUCGCUUCAGCGUGUACACGGCGUAUCACGAUAAUGUUGCGGAUAUGGCGUGGCAGCUGACACUACGCGAACUACGCGGCUACUGA
Messenger RNA from Trypanosoma rangeli, 3246 nucleotides. RefSeq names its product putative eukaryotic initiation factor 4a. Lineage: Eukaryota; Euglenozoa; Kinetoplastea; Trypanosomatida; Trypanosomatidae. The record is from RefSeq and is a predicted model, not a curated record. Gene Ontology annotation, molecular function: translation initiation factor activity; mRNA binding; protein binding. Gene Ontology annotation, cellular component: eukaryotic translation initiation factor 4F complex. The transcript has a single exon. The coding region runs from base 1 to 3246 and encodes 1081 amino acids.